ACUGUAUUAUUAUUAUUAUCUCGUUUCGGUUAUUUUUCUUUUUUUUCUUUUUUUCCUUUUUCAGAUAUUAUAAUAUCUUUCCUUUUUCGAUUUGCAUCUUCUCUCCCCCCCCCCUCUCUCUCUCUCUCUCUAAAUACUUGCGUCGCCGGAGUCCGCCCUCUCUUUGAUUACCCUAACAUCGGUUUAUGAGCUCGAAGGAGAAACCCACUCUCGGAGGCACGCGGAUUAAGACCCGCAAACGGAAUAUAGCUGCGCCCCUGGACCCUGCAGCAUUUUCGGAUGCAGUGGUCCAGAUUUAUUUGGAUAAUGCUGGUGAUCUGGAACUUAUAGCAAAGGCUAUUGAAUCUUCAGACCUUAAUUUUUCAAGAUAUGGUGACACCUUUUUUGAGGUGGUCUUCAGAGGGACCCGUACACAACCUGGCACAAUCAAACUUGACGAGGGGGAGCGCCAUCCUUACUCAAUAUUUGAGUGCGAGCCUACACGUGAAGUCAUUUUGCCAUCUGUGAUAUACAUACAGAAGCUUUUGAGGAGAAGGCCUUUCCUCAUAAAGAAUCUUGAAAAUGUUAUGCAAAAGUUCUUGCAGUCUUUGGAACUUUUCGAAGAGGAUGAAAGGAAGAAGCUUGCUAUUUUCACCGCACUUGCCUUUUCCCAGAAGUUGUCUGGUCUCCCACCCGAGACUGUUCUUCACCCACUACUCAAAGAUAACCUUGUUGCCAAAGGGCUAGUUCUCUCAUUUAUCACAGAUUUCUUUAAGGAAUAUCUGGUUGAUAAUAGCCUUGAUGACCUCAUUUCUAUUCUCAAACGAGGUAAAAUGGAGGACAAUCUUCUUGACUUCUUCCCAACUACAAAGCGGACACCUGAAGCUUUAUCGGAGCAUUUCACCAAGGAAGGGCUUCUACAGUUGGUCGAGUACAACGAAAAGAAGACAUUCGAGGUGAAGCUUAAGGAAAUGAAAUCUUCACUAACUACUCAGAUAGCAGAAGAAGCAGAUGUAACUGAAGUGAUAGAAACUGUGAAACAACAUGUCAAAGAUGCUAAAUUUCCUGAAAUCGAGGUUGUUCGCAUUCUUUGGGAUGUCUUGAUGGAUGCUGUCCAAUGGUCCGGCAAAAAUCAGCAGCAGAAUGCUAAUUCUGCUCUGCGCCAGGUGAAAACAUGGGCUAAGUUGCUGAAUGCGUUCUGCACAUCGGGAAAACUGGAGCUUGAACUUGUGUACAAAGUUCAGGUGCAGUGCUAUGAAGAUGCUAAGUUGAUGAAAUUGUUCCCUGAAAUAAUAAAGUCACUGUACGACCAAGAUGUUCUUGCUGAAGACACUAUCCUUCACUGGUUUGCUAAAGGAACAAACCUCAAGGGGAGGCAAAACUUUGUCAAGUCGCUGGAGCCAUUUGUAAAAUGGCUGGAAGAGGCGGAGGAAGAAGAAUAAGUUGUUGUUGAUGAUGGUUCGAUGGAUGGAUGUGUGUUAUUAUUAGCUUCCCGUGCUUCGGUUGCAUUUACUUUUUAUUUUUAUUUUUUUCUUUUUCUUGGAAUCAUCAAGAAAUAUUCUUGGAUAUGUUUGUGAUGAUGAUUUGGUAAUAUGGGAUGUUGUCGACAAAAUACUUGGGAAUUUUUUUUUCGUAAUAAGACAUAUUUGUGUUUGUGUGUUGA
Erythranthe guttata (spotted monkey flower) is the source of this 1642-nucleotide messenger RNA. RefSeq lists its product as uncharacterized. Gene Ontology annotation, cellular component: cytoplasm; membrane. The record is from RefSeq and is a predicted model, not a curated record. Lineage: Eukaryota; Viridiplantae; Streptophyta; Magnoliopsida; Lamiales; Phrymaceae. Gene Ontology annotation, molecular function: protein binding.